This is a messenger RNA of Lineus longissimus, 3492 nucleotides long. RefSeq names its product ankyrin-3-like. Lineage: Eukaryota; Metazoa; Nemertea; Pilidiophora; Heteronemertea; Lineidae. Gene Ontology annotation, molecular function: protein binding. Gene Ontology annotation, cellular component: cytoplasm. The record is from RefSeq and is a predicted model, not a curated record. Bases 71 to 3049 code for a protein of 992 amino acids. The transcript is spliced from 3 exons.
AUCUCGGGCACAGGACCUUCCAGCAUUCGAUGCACUUCUACUGUUCACAUAAAGAAGAAAGUCAGUGAUAAUGGAUGAACUUGGGGGAAGCACCCGUCCACCAAGGAAGCAUGAUGCAUCGUCAGUACUGCCAGCCCAGCAAACUUCAUGCAGGACUGAAGAUCCAGAUCAACCACCUUUGGCGGAGCCCUCCACUAGUGGUUGUACCCCACCAAAGAGGGGUACAAGGAAGCAUGAUGCAUCGUCAGUACUGCCAGCCCAGCAAACUUCAUGCAGGACUGAAGAUCCACAUCAACCACCUUUGGCGGAGCCCUCCACUAGUGGUUGUACCCCACCGAAGAGGUUGAAAGUCACGGAGGACGCUGGCACCAGCGCAAGAUAUACUGCGAGGGUGGAUGGACAUGGCUGUGCUCCGCAGGGUCCGUCGGCUGAGGACGGAGCCGACAGCCGAGAAAAGGGAUUCGACGAUCGUAGAUUGAUGGACGCAAUAGAAGGACAUGCCUUGAUCAUCGCCAUUGAGAAAGAACAAGCUGAUGUUGUAGAACAGCUUUUAGAACAGGGUGCAAAUGUUGAAACAAAGGGAAACAAAAACUGGUCUCUGCUUCAUUUGGCAUCACAAAGUGGACAUGGUCGUAUUGUGAGCCAACUGCUGACUAAAGGAGCUGAUAUUGAGGCCAAGACAAACCUUGGUCUUUCUCCUCUUACAAUAGCCUCAAAACACGGACAUGAGGUGGUGGUUGGUCUUUUGUUAGAUCAGGGUGGAGAUAUUUCAGCAAAGGAAAAGCGAGAUUGGUCUCCGAUUCACUUUGCAUCACAAAACGGACAUGAGAACGUCAUCAAACUUUUACUGGACGGAGGUGCAGAUAUUGAGACAAAGACAAAUGAGCAACGCUCUCCACUUUUAUUAGCAUCGCGAUAUGGACACGAGACGAUUGUUCAACUUCUAUUAGAUAGAGGUGCAGACAUUGAGGCCUACUCGUACCGGGGGGACACACCUCUAUCCAUGGCAGCGCAUCAUGGGCAUGAGAAUGUCGUUAGACUUUUAUUAGACAGAGGUGCAAAGAUCGACACCCAACAAGUCCAGGGUUUCAGUCCUCUUGCAAUGGCGGCUGUCAACGGACACGUAAACGUUGUCAAACUUCUACUAGAUAGAGGUGCGCAGAUCGAGUCUAAGAACGUUACAGAAUGGACCCCAAUUCAUGGUGCCGCAUACUUUGGAAAGUUAGAUGUGAUGCGUAUAUUACUUGAGCGGGGGGCCGACAUCGAGAGUAAGAACGACCGGGGGCAAUCUCCCUUAAACCACACGGCUACUUUAGGCAAAGUCGAUGUUUUUGAAUUCUUGAUCCAAAAUGGUGCAGACUGCCACAGCAACGACGUGGAUGGGUUUUCACCGUUGGAAAAUAGUAUCAUACACGGCCAGGUGGACCUCGUCAAAUAUUUACUGACAAGCAUCACUGAUGAAGACCAGGUCAGAAAUCUGAUGGGCAAAUUGACAUUUGCUGCAAAAUAUGGCAAAAAAGAUGUUAUCACCUUUAUGGCGGGAUUGUUCAAACGAUUUCAAUCGUUUCAGGAGGAACUUCUGUCUUCCAUGGCAGCAGCUAUUUCUCACGGACAUUUUGAAUGUGUCAGAUUGCUUCACUCAUUAGGGGCAACACCCCACUCCAUAGGACGUGACAGACUCAUGAACUGUCUCACAGAAUGUGGAUCAGUGGAUAUUCACCUGUAUCUCUUGGUUGCAGGGGUGGACCUAGAUGCGGUGGACACCAGCGGUUACAAGGCACAUGACUAUCUAUAUUGUAGUAGCAGAAUUGAUUGGGACAUCUUCAAGAAUGCUCUUUCACCUCGAGUACAAACUUCAGUGACUGCAAACAGAGAGAAGAUCCCAACCACAAGUUUGGUUGACUUCCCUGGCCUCGGCUCCAUUCGAAGUCUACCGCUUGAUAUACGAAGCAACUUGAAGCGAACAAUUCUUGACAACGUGACGAGGAUUACAGAAAAAACAAAGGAACGCUACUUGAUGACAACGAAGGAAAUAGGAAGUAUGGCGGAAUCAACGAAAGUGGGAUUCCCUGAUGAAUUUGAUAUCAUAUUACAAGAUACUGAGACUUUUGCCCCAGACGGACUUGUUGAUGUUGGGCAUGGUUACAAAAGGUACGACAGUGACAAAUGUCACAUGAAUAGUAGUAAGACUUUCCACACCGAUACCUGGGUGUACCUUAAACCUAAAGAUGACACGCUGACCUCAAUGCCGACAGGUGUAGCUGGUGAUGGUGCUGCUUGCACUUGCAUCAAAAUGCGAUACCAGGAUGAAGAAAAUAGACGGCAGGGCCUAAUGGUGUCCGUCGACCUCGUCCCAGUACUUCAUUUCGCUGACUGGCCGAGCAAUGCGAUUCAAAGCACCUGGAUGAUGAAUUCAGAAGAGUUGAAAGCACAUGGGUACCAGCUUGUAGCCAGGCCUCCACACAAGAAUAGCUCGUUUGGUCAAAGCUUUCAUGGAGCCGAACGCGAGCGACUGUAUCGGAUCACAUUCUCCCUACUUGAGGUAAAGCACUUCAAGGGUCUUGAGGACAGGGUCAAGGAUGCCUACAUCUUGACGAAAUGUCUCCGGAGCCCAGUGGUGUGUCAGGUGGUGGUCAGAGACGAAGGUGUGGUACACUUUGUCGGUGAAUUUAUCACCAGUUACUUCCUCAAGACCGUCUUCAUGCACAAUGUGGAGGACUUCCGCAACCAUGAGCGACCACUUGUUGAGAUGGCGUACAUUCUGUACUCUCAUCUGGAGUACUAUCUGUCUCAUGGGUUCAUCCCGAUGUUUUGGAUGCCCAAGAUCAACCUCCUCGAAGGGGUCGAUAUCAAUGCAGUCAAAUGUCACAAGGUGGCAGCACAUAUGAAGGCUCAUGUUGGUGAACGCUAUCGAGAGGAACUCCAAAGGGAACCCCCUGAAGAUGUGAAUGAUAAUGUAGUGAUUCCAUCAGACUUCCCAGUCAUAGACUUGGCUGAAGCAUCAGGAACAGACAUUUUACCAUUACCCUUGAGGAGCCUCAUAGCCUAGUAGUUACAAGCUUGCUGGCUACCAUGCCUCCAUGGCCUCUAACCCAGGAAUGUAUGUCUGGAUGAACUGGGUGACUUCCCAGGAACUAAAAUUCCUGGCUCUUCAAAGUCCUUUGAAUGAGACAUAGAACAGAGAUUCGUACCUGGUCCGAGAAAAACACCCACCAAGUGAGAAACAUGAGUAGCUUGCAUUGGGCUCUCCCUCUGGCCAAAGACAGAGUCAUAAGGUCAAUAAACCCAAUUGGCACCUAACCAUAGUGGCACGUUAAAACCCUCAUUCAGACUAUUCCGAUUGAUGCCCCAAUGAGCUGUUAUAGUACGGUAGUUGGAACGCCCUGUGUUUGGGUAAUCUUGAGUUGAUCAAUAAUAUCAACACAUGCUGUAAAGCUAAAAAUGGACUUUUCAAAUCUUAAUAAGUUAUGUAACAAUCAUGAUUAAAAUCAA